Molecule: messenger RNA, 1329 nt
Organism: Bursaphelenchus okinawaensis
Lineage: Eukaryota; Metazoa; Nematoda; Chromadorea; Rhabditida; Aphelenchoididae
Source: the annotation of a GenBank genome assembly
AUGUCAACAUCAACGGAAGCCUUCUCCUUCAACUCCCAGCAACUUCGGCUACCAACCCAGCAACCGCAGCAACUUUUUGGUCAAUUUCCGUUGCCACAAACACCCAACACUCCAUUGUCUCCACAACAGGUUAACUUUAAUAUUAUUCAAGCCCUACUGUUAAGGCAGAUUUAUGCCAACAGUGCUGCUUUGAACAAAAAUGGUGCAGAUGGUACUAGUCCUGUUAGUACAACAUCACCAGUAGUACUAAAUGAAGUGGUAGAUGUUAAACCAAGUCGACCAAAGAGAGGACAGUAUCGGUGAGUUUUGGGACUGUAAGAAUGAGUGUUUUGUUGUUGUUAUUGGUCAAAAAUGAUCAAAAAAACUUUGGCAGGGGUAAUUUUAAUUAGAAGGGUAGAAAGUGUGAGGGAGGGGGGUAGUGGGGGAAGGGAAAGGAGUAGGUAAAAUAAAAAAAACUUGAGAUUCUAAAUCUAUUUACAAUAAAAAAUCAUGGGUAAGUGUAAGUAGGGUAGGGUAUGGUACGAUAGAGUAGGGUAGAAUAGAGUAGGGGAGGGUAGAGACGGGUAGCAUAGGGCUAGUAGGGUAAAAUAAGGUGUAAGGUAAGGAGGAUAGGCUCAGUUAAUGUACGAUGAAAUAUAGUUGCAAUAAAAAUUUUUAGAAUAUAAAGAAAAAUAAAAAAAAUUUCUUACCCCUCCCCCAACUCAAAAAAAAAAUUUUUACUUCGCCUGCUUAAAAAUGAAAAAAAUGAUUCAGCUCAACUUAAAAAAUAUUUUUAAUUUCCCUUCUCCCGCCCCUUUUUUUUCACCCCCCCCUCCCCCCCCACCUCCUCUUUUUUUUUACCUCCUCUUGCCCUAUUCCUCACCCUCCAAACAAAAUUAAAUGCCAUUUUACAUUAUACGUUAAAAAACUUUCAGCCGCUACGACAAGAGCGCCCUAGAACAAGCAGUUCAAGCCGUCCGAUCAGGUGAAAUGUCAGUUCACCGUGCCGGCAGCUUCUUCGGCGUGCCACAUUCAACCCUAGAGUACAAAGUUAAAGAACGUGCCAAGAAGUCAUCACAGUCAUCGUUUGAUGACAACAAAUCGCCCAGUUUUUCCAACUUUUCACCAAGUUUUAAAAUGCCUGAGGCUAGAUUGAAGUUGCCUGAGGGUAGAUUUAAAAUGCCAGAGGGUUAUUUGAAAUCGCCUGAGGGUGUAGUUAAAGUGCCUGAAGCUAAUUUGAAUAUGAUGAGUGAUAUUCAACUACAAGAGAUUCAUAACAACUUCAGAAGGAUUCUACUCACAUUUGCUGCUAAUCAAGUAAGAACGAUGGAGGAGAGCAAGGAACAGUGA